GGGUGAGUCUGUGGAGAGCAGAUUUACAAUCUCCUACUGAAUCGAAUAAUCAAUUUUUUCGAUGGAUUUUGUGUUUUUGUUUUAUUAGAUGGGUUAUAUAAUUCUAUGAUUUGUUUAUCGAUUAUUCUUUCAUGUUUAAGUAUGGAUGCAAUCUUUCAUUAUCGAAGCAUUUUGAUCACAUCGAGGCUGAAUUGUAUUCAUGGAAUUGUUGCGUGAUCUGCGUUCCAUAAAAUUCAUAAUAUAGUCAAACACCAGAGAGAGGAGCCCAAUCUUUAUGAUUGCGCAUGCGUCUAAGUUGACAUAGUUGGUUGUCAAUGAAACGAGUGAAUUAAUCCUUGCCGCGUGUUGAUAUCAAACGAGAAUCAAAAUUAUUGGACGCUUCGCAAAUUUUAAGUUCUUGCUUAUAAAAAUAUAAAACAUCUGUAAGGGUAAAAGGUAUCCUCGUGAGACAACAUGGAUGUCUACGAUAGCGACAUUAAAAUGGAUAAGAGGAUGCCAAAAGUACUGAGGGAUAACGAGGGCAAGUAAAUAGCUACAGAUGCCUAUUAUUAAAUCGAGGUGUUCUUUUAUGCACCACCGAAGUAUCAAAGAUUCCUAACCUGUUGACAAUUAUUCACUGUAACAUCUACGAUGUCUUAUUUUAAAGCGAUUCUAACGCGCGUAAUUUUUGCCUUGCAUAGCUUAUUUGCUAUUUACAUCCUGACGAUUGUAACGUCGGACACCACAUACUGGGGACUCAGUAUUGCGGUUAUCCCCCUAUUGUUAGAAGCAGUCAUCACUCUUACAAGAAGAAAAGGGAAAGAAUUAAAAUGGAUUUGUCCAAGUGUGUUUCUCUACUUACUGGCAGUGGUUCCGUCGGUGUGGAUCAUGGAAGGGGUACUGUUAGAGAAUAGGCAGAACGAGUACAACAACAUUAGCCUUCAUUUCAAAUAUGAAUUGAAUAGUUCGAUACCGUUAUUGCAGCAAAUACAAACGGCGACUGAAGACUUACCCAAGUCUGACAAACAAACACAGUUAGUUUUAGCAGUUGAACAAUUUCUUCCGUUUGUACUUAUCAUUGGUCGGUGGAUUAUGCCUGCUGGUGCCCUAUCACGUGACAAGCUUUCUCAAUUGCUAUUAGUGUAUAUAGGACUUGCUGCUGAUAUUAUUGAAUUUCUUGAGACUUAUAAAGAAGAUCCGGUAAAGUUUAACGGGCAAUUAAUUUAUGCAGUUUUAACGCUGUGGACAUGGAGUUUACUACAGUUUGUAUUUGUAAUUACGAUGACGCGAGACGCACAGGACGCCAUUGAUAGUAUUGAAGAAGAAGAGAGCAGAAGCAAAACCCGAAGAAAAUUGGGCGCCAAAGAAAAGACAUGCAUUGAAAAAUGUUGCUGUUAUGGCGAAACUGAUACAUACAUUGAUCCAAACAUGAAUUUAGGAGAAGUUUCUGGAUUGAUUAUCCCACAGAGAAUGGAGGACAUUGAAGUUGAGGACACCGAACCGAAAUGCCAGUGUCUAGAAUCAGAAGUCUGGGGAAUCAUGUUGACCCUUUGUUUGCAAGAUGUCCCCUUCCUUGUACUUCGCAUGGUCCUCAUCAUUCAUUUUCAUGUUUUCAGCAGAACUAAUAUUUUUUACUCUUUUAAGAACGCUCUUAUGCUAUCGUUGCAGAUUUAUAGGUUAUCAUCAUUGUACCACGAAAGCAAACAAACUUUAAAGCCAGAGUAUGAAAAGGAAAGAGAGGGAUUAAAGAAUUCCUGAACAAAAGUGACAUGAUGGUAGAAAUAUUAUGAAACAGCCAACUAUGGUGGGGCUGAGGUGGUAGACCCUUCUUUUGUGAAAGUCCCUUCCUGGGCCCCACUCUAUUAUGAAUUCCUGGAUCCGCCACCAGGAAAAAAAACCCUUUUAGCAAAAAGAUUUUGAAGUUUGAAAAUAAUUUCUAUCAUUAAAUAUCUUAAAUGUG
Anneissia japonica is the source of this 1939-nucleotide messenger RNA. RefSeq names its product transmembrane protein 26-like. The transcript is spliced from 3 exons. The record is from RefSeq and is a predicted model, not a curated record. Lineage: Eukaryota; Metazoa; Echinodermata; Crinoidea; Comatulida; Comatulidae. Bases 631 to 1737 code for a protein of 368 amino acids.